Messenger RNA from Silurus meridionalis, 6761 nucleotides. It is a transcript of the gene dgkg, whose product is annotated as diacylglycerol kinase beta. NCBI's taxonomy places the organism in Eukaryota, Metazoa, Chordata, Actinopteri, Siluriformes, Siluridae. Gene Ontology annotation, biological process: intracellular signal transduction; lipid phosphorylation; diacylglycerol metabolic process. The transcript has 27 exons. Gene Ontology annotation, molecular function: calcium ion binding; ATP-dependent diacylglycerol kinase activity. The record is from RefSeq and is a predicted model, not a curated record. Gene Ontology annotation, cellular component: plasma membrane. The coding region runs from base 1072 to 3738 and encodes 888 amino acids.
UCCUUGUAGAUGAUGAAGUAUGAGUUGGGAGGGUGUGGGGUUUCAUGUGUGCUGUACGUGUUAUGAAGCCCAGCGUUGAUUGAUCUGAUCAAAUCGUGCCGCGGGGUCGCAUGAAGACGCUUAGAAAACCUGAUUAAGGGGUGAUCCUGCUGUCAGACACGACUGCUGCUCUGUUUUACUUGGACCCCAGCGCCCAAUGACGUCAUCACGUGCUCACGUUCGAACCUCAGAGAACAGGGAUUCACCACGAGCGACGCGUGACGUCAGCAUGGAAAAAAAAGUAUCGCCAUGGCAACCAAUAUCCUCGUCGCAACCCAUCAUUGCUGCAGCACCAGGAGGCUUCUUCAGCCGAAAAAGCUUCUGAUACCGUACAUAGUAUAGUUACCCAAAAGACCGUGCAAAAAAAAAAAAAAUAAUAAAAAAGAAGAACGUGUGUGCAAAUGAACUAAAUGAGAUGCACUGACAUUAUCACGUGUCCCGUAUUUUCCGUAUUGAACAUUUUUUAAAGGGAAAAAAGGCAAGAUGAGUCCCCAUGUGAGACACUUGGGAUGAAACCUGAAAGCUCAGCUGCUUCACACGUUGCAAUUACUCUGCUUAGGACACGUCUAUUUAGCGUUUACCUUUUAUUGGCGUGUCCGGCGUGACAGCUGCACAAAAAGAGCUCAUUAAAAAAAACACCCUUUUCCAAAACUGCUUGGAUGAUCAGAUUUCUCUCUUUGUUCGAGCUCCAACAUCACGGAAAUCAGGAGGAGAAACACACACGGACACACACAGGCUACAGGUUGCUGUAGUUAAUGGACAGUCAGCUCUCUCCCGUGUGAACUUCCCUGCAGUGCAAAUCACAACCCCUUCCUGCCGUACCUCAUCUAUUUCACCUUGACUCUGCACUUGUGCCCUCUCAUCUCCUCAUUCCUGCACUUUCCCACUCCAGCACCACCUUUUAGCCAUCUGGUCACUGAGGGAGUUGGAAUGAUGCCAGUCAUGCACACCUCCGUUUCCUGUUUCAACCAGGGCUAAUCAGAGGUAUCUCCAAACCUCCAAAUCUCCUCGUCACACACCGCUUCCGGCGAGAUGGGCGACAGUAGCUGGGUUUGUCUGAGCCCAGCUGAGUUCUCCCAACUUCAGCAAUACAGCGAGUAUUCUUCUAAAAAGCUGAAAGAUGUUUUGGAGGAGUUUCAUGGAAAUGGUAUACUCUCCAAAUACAAUCCGGAGCAGAAGCAAGAUGUUCUCAACCAACCUAUCGACUAUGAGGGCUUCCAGCUCUUCAUGACCACCUACUUAGAGAAUGACAUCCCGGAGGAACUGUGCCAACAUCUCUUUACCUCUUUUAAGAGUAAGACGGGAACAAGCAAUUCCCCUGAUGUCCCACGCACCGGAGCGCAACUGCUCGAACCCAAGUCGAUUGAUGCAGGUAUCUCUAUUCAGACAGAAGUAGCCUGCGCUCCUAUAACAGGGAUGAAUGGGAAAAGUAUUCUCAGUGCUAUGGGCAGACACACUCCAGAGCUCCCAGGUGGUGUGAUGCCAGGUUCAGGUGCCACAACCUCACCAUGCUCCUCUCGCUCCUCUUCACAACGCUCAGGCACAGGGGUCCACACUCCUCAUCGUUCGCCCAAACCCUCAGCAGGCAGCAGCUGCAAUGCCCUGGCACCCUCCAAGAGUGCCAACUCCCCUCGACUCUCUCCAGAGCAAAGUCGAUCAGACAAGGGGGUGUCUCUGAGGAAAAGUCCAUCCCCUCAGAAGAGUUCCAUCCCACCCUCAGCACAGAUCGUCUUCCUGAAAGACAUCGUUUGCUACCUCUCUCUGCUGGAGCGAGGGACUCCAGAGGACAAACUAGAAUUCAUGUUCCGGUUGUAUGAUACAGAUGGCAAUGGCCUGCUGGACAGCUCAGAACUGGACCGUAUAAUCAAUCAGAUGGUCCAUGUAGCAGAAUACCUGGAAUGGGACUCAACAGAGCUGAAGCCAAUCUUAAAAGAAAUGAUGGAAGAGAUUGACUAUGACCAUGAUGGAACAGUCACACUAGAAGAGUGGAUAAGAGGGGGAAUGACCACUAUCCCCUUGCUGGUAUUGCUGGGCAUGGAAACGAAUGUACAAGAAGAUGGGCAGCAUGUAUGGAGACUGAAGCACUUCAACAAGCCGGCGUACUGUAACUUCUGUCACACAAUGCUGUUAGGAGUGCGCAAACAAGGCCUUUGCUGCUCACUAUGCAAGUACACAGUCCAUGAGCGCUGUGUUUCCAAAGACAUUGCUGCUUGCAUCAGCACCUAUGCCAAGUCCCGCAGACACACCAAUGCUAUGCAGCAUGUUUGGAUGGAGGGCAAUUCUCCAACCAAGUGUGAUCGAUGUCACCGGAGUAUCAAGUACUACCAGGGCCUUACUGGCCUUCAUUGUGUUUGGUGUCAAAUAACUCUCCAUAAUAAGUGUGCAUCUCAUGUGAAGCCAGACUGUGAUGGUGGAGCAUUGAAAGACCACACCCUCUUGCCAUCUUACAUCUGCCCUGUUGUAUUGGACCGUCACUCUGCGGUGAAAAGAGGAGAGGGGGAGUCGCCCCCCAACGCCAGUCCUGAUGACUCCAACCAGUGCUUCAAGUUCACUGGAGAUGGUCAAGCACUACAGAUUACCCCUCUUCCUGGAACACAUCCUCUACUGGUGCUGGUUAAUCCAAAGAGUGGUGGUCGACAGGGAGAAAGGGUAUUGCGGAAGUUCCAGUACCUGCUGAACCCUAGACAGGUUUAUAGUCUGGAUCGUGGAGGACCCACGGUUGGAUUAAAUUUUUUUCGUGAUGUGCCUGAUUUCCGAGUGUUGGCUUGUGGGGGAGAUGGAACAGUGGGCUGGAUCUUGGAUUGCAUUGAUAAGGCUAAUUAUGCUCGCCACCCUCCUGUCGCCAUCCUACCCCUGGGUACUGGGAAUGACCUGGCACGCUGCCUCCGCUGGGGUGGAGGCUAUGAGGGAGGCAAUCUUCUUAAGUUCCUCAGGGACAUUGAACACAGUAGUGAAGUGGUGCUGGAUCGCUGGACCAUUGACAUUUCUCCGGAUGACAAGGAGGAAAAGGGAGACCCUGUGCCAUACAGCAUAGUCAAUAACUACUUCUCCAUUGGAGUGGAUGCAUCGAUAGCUCACCGAUUUCACUUGAUGCGGGAAAAACAUCCAGAAAAGUUCAACAGCAGGAUGAAAAAUAAGCUGUGGUACUUUGAAUUUGGCACCACGGAGACUAUUUCAGCCACGUGCAAGAAGCUGAAUGAGAGUGUAGAAGUGGAGUGUGAUGGCAUCAUCCUGGACCUCAGCAGCACAUCUCUGGAGGGGAUUGCUGUGCUCAAUAUUCCCAGCAUGCAUGGUGGCUCCAACUUGUGGGGAGAGACCAAGAAGAGACGCAACUACAACCGCAUGAGUAAGAAACUGCCCGAAAGGAUGUGUGUCAGCACCGUCACUGAUGUCAAGGAACUUAAAUUUUGUGUUCAAGAUCUGAGUGACCAGCUGCUUGAAGUAGUAGGCUUAGAGGGAGCCAUAGAGAUGGGUCAGAUCUACACAGGCCUGAAGAGUGCUGGUCGACGCCUCGCCCAGUGUGCCAGUGUCACCAUCAGGACAUCCAGACCUCUGCCUAUGCAGAUUGAUGGGGAGCCAUGGAUGCAGCCUCCAUGCACGGUACGAAUUACACACAAGAAUCAGGUGCCCAUGCUGAUGGGUCCUCCACAGAAAACCCCAUUCUUCUUCUUCAAGAAGCGCAACAGAAGUCGGGACUAGACUCACCUAUAACACUCACACACAUAUCUUCACUAAUUUCAGCCACUGUAUCUGCUCUGCUGGGGUGGUGAAGAGGAAUAUCUAAGAGGACAACUAGUACAAAAGUCAAAUUCUUUGGUGAUGGACAAAAAUGUAACUCAUACCUUUAUCUUGCAUGGACAAAGGACUCUGAUGCCUGUAGUAGCCUAACCUUUAGAUACUUCAGUGACUGAGGAAGUCAACCCAGCAUCUUGACCAAUUCCUGUGUGUUUAAAUCUCUGAUAUUCCUUAAAUGGACUGUAUAGACUGUACAUUUUAAUCAUUCCUGCCAGAGCCAAGACCACCAGACAAUUUACUUUGUAUAAUACUUUGCUCUCUCACAUCCUGUGAGUGGGUUCAUCAGACAAUACUGACUUAAAAAGACUGGAAUGGAAGGGAUAUAUGAAGAAUAAAAUAAGGUGCUCAGGAACAUCUUUAAAAAGAGUGCUGCAACUAAUGCUAAGGCCAGGGACGACCUAAAAAAUGAACCCUGUUGUGAGAGUUAGAGUGGGUUGGGCUCAGCAAACUGUCAUUGUGAAGGAGUCUGGUGAAUUAUAUAUCUAUACAUCUAUAAAGCCCCACAACAUGCUACUACUUAAAGGGACAAAAGAGUGAGCUCAUAUUUUAUGCAGUGUGUGGGCUGAUGAGAAAAGGAAGGCCCUAUCAUUUUCUUCUGUCCUAUCUGGUGUCCACCUUCAGACCAGUGAUAUCCAAAGGUAGCUAGUGUCCAAUUUUUUAAGUAAUACUUAAAAGCUUAGCGGUAAGUGCAGACAGCAUAGGCCAUGUUAAAUGGGUAAUCGAGGGAGGUAAGAAGUUGACGUGUUUAGUAAAGAGGUUUUUUUAGCCAUUUAGAAAUAAAGAUGGUGGUCCUUUCCCUACUGUCAAUUUCUCAUUAGUCUGUGUAUGCACUAUAGAUUGAAUAAACAGGUGUCAAAAAUGAAUCCCUCAGGCCAUGUCUACGACAUUAAGUAGACAACAUUGGAUUAAGCCCAGCCCUGUGGACCUGCAUAGAUAUCUGACAGACCAUAACCCUAAAUAUAUCACCCUAUUUCAGGCACAUCGUCUUUCCCAUGAAACACUAUACCUAAAAAACACCAUGAAAUCAUCAGCUCAUAAUUUUCAAGUCUGAUGACAGGGGUGUUAAAACGCCUAAAUCAUCCUUGUAGGAAAACAAAUCUAUGUUACUGUGUUUGUGCCAAUGUCCAAGCUUAGAAAGUAUUCAUGUUCUGAUGGCUGGACACCAUAUACGCUGUGAAGUAAAUGUUUUUUUAACCAUUCUUAUAUAGCCGAUCAAAAUGAUAUCAGCAUUAGACUAAGGAUGGCUAAAAUCGUGUAUAUGAAGACACCGUAGUUGUAUAAUCUGAGAACCUUGUGUGCGUAUUUACACACACACAUAUACAGUGUGUAUGUGUAUAUAUAUAUAUAUAUAUAUAUAUAUAUAUAUAUAUAUAUAUAUAUAUAUAUAUAUGAAUGAAUGUGUUUGAUGAUAUAACUUGUAGAGUAAUGUAAAAUAGCUUUAGAGAUUAGUAGUGCUAUCUCACGGGUGACAUUAAUGACUGACAUAUUGUCCCUGAUACAGAUAAGCACUCUAUGAUAGUCAAAUAUAUUGGCACUGUGUAGAACUGUGCACCUGAAAGUUAAAUUACUUGAGCUUCUCUAUUUCAGAGCUAGGAUCUUUUCAAAUAUAUAUAUAUAUAUAUAUAUAUAUAUAUAUAUAUAUAUAUAUAUAUAUAUAUAUAUAUAUAUAUGAAAGAUUUCAUUUCAAGUUGAACAUUUUUUAGGUAAUUUUAGAUUUCAGCACUAUUUUAGCACUGAUUGUACAGCAGAUGUUUCAAAAACUCAAUUCUCCAAACAGGCAGACUGCUCUGCCUCUGGUUCCCUUUAAUGAACACCAAAUCAAAGAUAGAGUAUCAAGGUCCUACAAAGCAAAUUUGUCUUGAUAAUCACAGGAUAUGACUUUCAAGUUCAUGUUAUUCCAGCUAAAUCUCCUGUGGUCAUCAUGACAGUUGUCUUUUAAAGGUCCUCUGGUGCUUAAAAAUUUUGGUUUGGUUAUGAGUGCAUGUUUACAAUUUAUUUUCAUUUUACAAUUUAGAAUGAUGUUUAUUGUAUAGAUAUUUUCUCUAACGUCACAUCACUGCAUGCCUGCUGAAUCGAAGAAGACAGCAAUGUCUGCUUGAAGAGAGACCUCAUUGAUUGUCUCAAGAAUCUGUCACCUUUUUAUUAUUUUAAUUCAAGACUUGUUCUGCUUUCGCUUAAUCGUUGUAGCCUACGGUGUUUAUUUCUUGUGUUUUCCUAUACUAUGUUGAAACAUGUUCAUGGUAAAAGCACCAAUGUGGCUGUUUUUUGGUAGGUUUUCUAUUGAGAAAAGUCUGGCACCCUGAUAAUGUGUUGAUGGGGAACAAAAGUAACAUUCUUCCCACAGGCAGCAUCUCCCCUGACACAGUACAUACCACUGUUAUGUUCUUUAUUGUUUAUUUUAACACAGUCAGUAACUAGUGGAGUUAAGCAGAACACACAGAAUAACAUUUUGCCUUGAGUAGAACAUGUUCAAUACAAACUGUAAAUUCAGCCAAAAAAUUAAUCAAACAUCUUUAUUGUGUUACAAGAUUAGUUAGCCAUUAUUAUUAUUACUUGCUUUUCCCUAUUAUUAAGAGCGUCACACUGUGUAUCUUAACAUCAUAAGUGUUCUAUUGUUAAUAUUUUACAUACGUAUUUCUUUGUUUUGUCUUAGUUAUCAACGUUUUACUGUUCUAUAUGUAACACUGUGAUAUAAUUGACAAAGAAAUGCUACUUGUCUGAAUAUCUUACUCAUAUAUUAGGGAACUGAAUACUCUAUGAAAACCCAAUUUCAGAACAACACUUCUUUUAACAGAAACACAGGGUGCACUCUUAAGGUUGUUAGUAUCUUUUUUGUAUUUUUCCUUUACUAAUUGUAGGUCUGACAAAGGCCAAAAUGCACACAUUUUCUUAACUAGGACAGCAUUAAAUGACACAGAUGCACUAGA